UUUCUCUUCCUCACGAAUUGGAGCCUCAAGUUGGAGGUUCACCCUCCGCCAUGACCUCCAACUGCUCCAGCACCACUUACGAGCACCUGUUCCGCUCUCUAGCGCGUCAUUCGCGUCUGUUCCCAUUGCGCAGCUCCGAUGUAACGUUAUUGGCCACCCCCACAGACUUCUACCAGCAGCUAGUGCACAAUAUACAGCUCGCAGAGACACGAAUCUCCAUCUCCUCGCUGUAUCUCGGCACGGGUCAAUUGGAGAGCGAUUUGGUGGACGCACUAGCCGCGAGACUAAAAGAACGACCGCAGCUCCAGGUGCAGAUCGUACUGGACUAUUCUCGCGGCCAACGCGGCGGUGUCACGGCCAGUUCCGUCACCAUGUUAGCUCCAUUAUUGAAGCAAUUUCCGAACAACGUGGAGCUAUUUCUAUUCCGCGUACCACAACUCUCAGGACUCAAAGCCAAACUACCUCCGCCAUUUAAUGAGACGCUGGGCGUCUCUCACGCUAAAGUGUAUUUAGUGGACGACACUCUCGUGCUUAGUGGCGCAAAUUUGAGCAACGAUUACUUCACCAAUAGACAGGAUCGAUACGUGCAAUUGACAAACUGCGGGGCGUUGGCACAGUUCUACCAUCAGUUCGUACAACUGGUUACCGGUUUUUCGUACAGAGUCAAACUGGAAUCGUUGACAUCCGCCAAGAGCGACUACAAGUUGUUGGCACCUCAACUGGCUCACGACUCGGAGGCCGCAAAGACGGCAAUGCGACGCGAUCUCGAGAAGCUAGUGGACCCAAGUCAGUAUCAGCAAGAUAAAGACGACGCACGCACCGAUGCGUGGGCGUUUCCAACGCUGCAAUUUACACCAAUCUCCAUGGACCACGAUGAGCGUGUGCUAAGUGAGUUUGUGCGGCAAUUACCGCGUGGUUCGCAGCUCCAAAUUGCGUCGGGAUACUUGAAUUUUCCUCCGUUUCUAAGUGGAUUAUUGGAACACUGUCAAGCUGGUUUAGACGUGAUUUCUGCUGCCCCACGAGCGAACGGCUUCUACGACGCACGUGGCGUGAAAGGAGCGUUGCCUAUGGCUUAUUCUCUGAUCGAGCAAGACUUUUUUGAACGCACUAUUAGCCGUGAGUAUCCAACAGUGCUACGGGAAUUCAACCGACCAAACUGGACUUUUCACGGUAAAGGCAUGUGGUGGAGACCUCCGUCUGAUGGACGCUCGUCAGCACGCGGUCUUCCUCAGCUUACAGUCGUUGGCAGCUCCAACUUUGGACAGCGGUCUUAUGGCUGCGACCUGGAGUCGAACUUGGUGUUGUUCACACGAAACUCGGAGCUGCAGCAUCGACUGCAAGACGAGUAUGACGCGCUCACUCGUGACGCUGAAGUCGUGACGGAGCAGCUCUGGCGACGACCUGAGCGCAUGUUGCACGGGCUUUUCAGCUGGAAAGAUGGCCACUGGAUUCGACCGGUGUCCAAGUUUAUUGCCGCAUACCUCUAA
Messenger RNA from Phytophthora infestans T30-4, 1487 nucleotides. Its product is annotated as CDP-diacylglycerol-glycerol-3-phosphate 3-phosphatidyltransferase, putative. NCBI's taxonomy places the organism in Eukaryota, Oomycota, Peronosporomycetes, Peronosporales, Peronosporaceae. The transcript has a single exon. Gene Ontology annotation, molecular function: CDP-diacylglycerol-glycerol-3-phosphate 3-phosphatidyltransferase activity. Bases 51 to 1487 code for a protein of 478 amino acids. Gene Ontology annotation, biological process: cardiolipin biosynthetic process. The record is from RefSeq and is a predicted model, not a curated record. Gene Ontology annotation, cellular component: mitochondrion.